AUGGGAGAUAUCGAGAGCAGGCAAUGCGAGCAGGAGCGCAGAUUGUGGAUCAACGAAGAGUCCGGUCAUGAUGAAGGAAAGGCCAAACCUGUAGAAACUGCCGUGGUCAAUACUGACAAGGCUGUUGGUCUCCGUUUGACUCUCCCCGUCUCCUGA
Molecule: messenger RNA, 156 nt
Organism: Perkinsus marinus ATCC 50983
Lineage: Eukaryota; Perkinsozoa; Perkinsida; Perkinsidae
Exons: 1
Coding region: 1-156 (51 amino acids)
Source: RefSeq, a predicted model, not a curated record